CGCGCGUAUGUCGAAUCUGGUGGAGCUACUACAAAAUGGACCCGAAAAAGGAGAAAUCGAAAUUCAAAUUAUUCGGAACUAAAGAUGCGGCAAAACCACCGCCGAAGGAAAGGCGAACUACCAGAAAAGUUCCGGAUUCUCCAGUUGCGCCACCUGCGGACGACCUUACGAAGUUGUCUGAAGAGGAGAUUGAGCAGAAAUUUGUCUUGAUGCUUGAGGACAUGAAUCUGACCCAGGAGCAGACGAAAUCGUUGCGGACCAGGCCACUAGCCGUCAAAUUGGAAAUGCUCAUGAGUCACCAAGCCAACCUACAAGCGUCGAAGAAUAAUGACCCUGAAGCCUUCGUAUCAGUGCUCCGCAACCCGCACCAUCAAUCAAACAAACAGCUAUUGCACUUGUUUGAUGAGCUGCAUGUUCGACUUCGAACCAGUGGUGUUAGCUGGAUUCGGAACUUUAAUAACCAACAAAAUGAUGGCUUGAAUUUGCUUCUUAGAAUUUUGGCUCUUUCNUCCCUAACUGCUACUAUCCAAACUGCAGUCUGUCUUGUUUGCGCUGUAUCCGCAUGCUUGGUAACUGUGGUUACGGAUUGUCUGCAUUAG
Molecule: messenger RNA, 599 nt
Organism: Opisthorchis viverrini
Lineage: Eukaryota; Metazoa; Platyhelminthes; Trematoda; Opisthorchiida; Opisthorchiidae
Exons: 2
Coding region: 36-599 (187 amino acids)
Biological process (GO): actin cytoskeleton organization
Molecular function (GO): actin binding; small GTPase binding
Source: RefSeq, a predicted model, not a curated record